This is a messenger RNA of Pelodiscus sinensis (Chinese soft-shelled turtle), 2053 nucleotides long. RefSeq names its product serpin family F member 2 (gene SERPINF2). Gene Ontology annotation, molecular function: serine-type endopeptidase inhibitor activity. The record is from RefSeq and is a predicted model, not a curated record. Gene Ontology annotation, biological process: negative regulation of endopeptidase activity; negative regulation of fibrinolysis. Lineage: Eukaryota; Metazoa; Chordata; Testudines; Trionychidae.
CCUGCACUGCCCGGCAGGCGUGGGCUGGACACGUCUGCACCGCCCCAUGCAGAGCCGUCGGCUGGGCUAGAGAGGGGCCGCACCCGCAGCGAUGCUUCGCAAACGGAGAAAUACCGUGAUGGUGCUCUGGGCUCUGCUGCUGUGCUUGGCCACUCUGCAGGACAGCCCAGGGUUUGCUUUGGCGCAUGCCCUGCAGAUGGAGGAUGCCUGCGGUGACGAAGCUGCCCAGCAGCGGAGCCAUGAGGACGCGGAAAGGGCUGGAGCUUUAGGAGGGGACGCACAGCUUUCUCCCCCCACCACCCUUCUGCCAGGAGUGGCUCCAACCCUGCCUAAUGCUGCAGUGCCAGAUUCCACCUCUGACACCUGGGAGGACAUCCACGGGCCGACCCAGCCACUUACCACCACCAGCCCCACCAGCCCAGAGCCCCAACUCGUCCCCGGGGCGGUCGGAGAUCACAAGCAGGCGCUGGAGGGGCAAGAAGCUGAUUCCUCCGAAGAGGAGGGAGAAGGUCGAGAGAGAGGCUGUGACACGUCCCAGGAGCAGAGGCGCAGGCUAGCGGACGAUCUGAUGAAGUUCACCAUCGAUCUCCUGAGAGAGGUUCAGCUGGAGCCCAGCCGGCGUAAUGUGAUCCUGUCUCCCCUCAGUAUCACCCUGGCAUUGUCCCACCUGGCGCUAGGAGCAGCAAACCAGACGGAGAAACGCCUCCUGGAGACGCUGCACCUGGAGUCUGUGCCCUGCCUCCACCGCCUGCUGAGUAGCAUUCGCAGGCAGCUCACAGACUCCCUGCUCAGUGUGGCUUCACGCAUCUAUCUGCAGAAAGGGCUUGAGGUCAAAGAGAAAUUCUUGGAGAGCUCAGAGCAAUUCUACGGGGCCAAGCCGGUGACCCUGUCUGGGGACAGCGCGAGCGACCUCACGGCCAUAAACGAGUGGAUCAAGACGGCGACCAAAGGGCAGAUUCCCGCCUUCCUGGCUCAGCUCCCGGACAGCAUUGCGAUGCUCCUGCUCAAUGCCGUCCACUUCCACGGAUUUUGGAGGGAUAAGUUUGACCCCAGCCAGACGGGGCCAGAUGUAUUCCACCUCGAUGACCAGUUCAUGGUUCCAGUUGAGAUGAUGAAGGCUCAGAAAUAUUCCCUGAGCUGGUUUACUCUAGACCCCCUGGAGGUGCAGGUAGCCAGGUUUCCCUUUAAGGGCAACAUGAGUUUCGUGGCCAUUGUCCCAAACCAGUUUAAAUGGAACAUUUCCCAUGUGCUGUUGAACCUCACCCAUGACAAGCUGAACAGCCGCUUCCCCAAGGAGAAGCCCACGAUGGUAAAGAUGCCCAAGCUGCAUGUCAGCUACCAGCUGGAACUCAACCAAGUCCUCAGCCGACUAGGCCUGGGGGAGUUGUUUUCAGCCCCGGACCUGCAAAAGAUCACGGAUGAGCCUCUCUUUGUAUCCAGCAUCCAGCACCAGUCCACGCUGGAGCUCGCAGAAGAUGGGGUGGAGGCGUCAGCGGCCACCAGCGUCAUGAUGUCUCGUUCACUCUCCACUUUCAGCCUCAACCAGCCCUUUCUCUUCUUCAUCUUUGAGGAGACAACAGGCAUCCCGCUCUUUGUGGGCAGCAUCCAGAACCCCAACCCCAACGCUGCCCCGCAGAAAAAGGAGCCACAGGACUCACCUGACUUGAAAAAUGGCAUAAAAAAUGGUAUCCCCAAAUAAGGAAGGAGCAGGGCCUCGGGGUCCUGGGACUGCACCUGGGGGGCCCCAGCAGGGUCUCUCUCCUGGCUAGGCAGCCAUCAGAAGCCCUCCUGCCCCGGCAGCCAUCAGAAGCCCUCCUGCCCCAGAGGGCCCCCUAGAGUCCCUCUGCACCAUGCUUGAGCAGCAGUUCCGGACACCUCGUUGCCUUGAAUGCUCAUUUGCUUCUGACCCUGGGCAACUGGGCCAAGGCAAGAGGUGUCAAAGCUGCUUGUCCCUGCGCCCCUCCUGCACAUUCUUUGGCCAGGACAUUCACCGGCCAGUGGGACUUGCUUGCCCCCUAGACACACAGCAGCUCCACCCAGGGGCUCAGCAUCA